AUGCCCAGCAGAACAGCCCGCUAUGCCCGUUACAGCCCGAGGCAGCGGCGCCGGAGGCUACUGGCUGAUCGCAGUGUGCGCUUUCCUAAUGAUGUCCUGUUCUUGGACCACAUCCGCCAGGGUGACCUGGAGCAGGUAGGGCGCUUCAUCCGGACUCGGAAAGUCUCCCUGGAUACCAUCCACCCCUCAGGCCUGGCUGCCCUUCAUGAAGCGGUGCUUUCUGGAAACCUGGAGUGCGUGAAGCUGCUAGUCAAAUACGGGGCAGACAUUCAUCAGCGAGACGAGACGGGCUGGACACCCCUGCACAUUGCCUGCAGCGAUGGGUACCCUGACAUAGCCAGGUACCUCAUUUCCCUGGGGGCAGACAGAGAAGCGGCCAACGACGAUGGUGAUCUGCCCUCGGACCUCAUUGACCCUGACUUCAAGGACUUGGUGGAGCUAUUCAAAGGGACUAAGAUGGACUGAGUCCAGCCCUGCCCUCUAAGGGCUCUAGCCCUCCCUGGAGAAGUCAGGUGCCCACCUCCCCCAGCUGCCAGGAGUGCCCCACCAGCCGGGCUGGGGGCUGGCCAGGACCCCAUACCUGGGCACAACCCUCGCCCCCGAUUCUGGCCUGGCUUUUUCUCCAGGUGAAUUUUUUAUUGCGACACUUUUUACUUUUUCAAUAAACGUGAUUCCCAA
Molecule: messenger RNA, 678 nt
Organism: Hippopotamus amphibius kiboko
Lineage: Eukaryota; Metazoa; Chordata; Mammalia; Artiodactyla; Hippopotamidae
Gene: PPP1R27
Product: protein phosphatase 1 regulatory subunit 27
Exons: 3
Coding region: 1-465 (154 amino acids)
Molecular function (GO): phosphatase binding
Source: RefSeq, a predicted model, not a curated record